Trichophyton rubrum CBS 118892 is the source of this 1245-nucleotide messenger RNA. RefSeq lists its product as uncharacterized. Gene Ontology annotation, biological process: chromatin remodeling; positive regulation of transcription by RNA polymerase II. NCBI's taxonomy places the organism in Eukaryota, Fungi, Ascomycota, Eurotiomycetes, Onygenales, Arthrodermataceae. Gene Ontology annotation, cellular component: histone acetyltransferase complex. The record is from RefSeq and is a predicted model, not a curated record. Gene Ontology annotation, molecular function: histone H3 acetyltransferase activity; protein binding. The coding region runs from base 1 to 1245 and encodes 414 amino acids. The transcript is spliced from 2 exons.
AUGGACAAAACAGAGUUGGAGCAACCAUGUCCAGCUGAACGCGAGCAGAAUCACAAGCGGCCGGCUGCCGAAGAACUUUCUAGCGCCCUUGAUGCCAAAAGAAACAAAGCCAUUGAUUGCGGGCCGACAGUGCCGGAUGUCAGCAUUUCUGCUAUUGUUCAACGGGUUCCUUUCCCUGACAAACCUGCGGUUCUGGAAGAACAGAGAGGCGAGAUAGAAUACCGGGUAGUCAACAAUGACGGUUCCCGAGAAAGUACAAUUAUUCUCACGGGUCUUAAAUGCCUAUUCCAAAAACAACUCCCGGAAAUGCCCGGGGCUUAUAUCGCACGUCUCGUUUACGACCGUGCUCAUGUGUCUCUAGCCCUUGUUAAGAUGCCCCUUGAGGUUAUUGGCGGAAUAUCGUAUCGGGAAUUCCGCGCUCGCAAAUUUGCAGAAAUAGUGUUUUGUGCAAUUUCCGCUAAGCAUCAAGUAAAAGGAUAUGGGGCGCACCUUAUGGCCCAUCUGAAGGAUUAUAUCAGAGCUACUUCCCCAGUGAUGCAUUUUUUAACUUACGCUGAUAAUUAUGCCAUUGGCUACUUUCAGAAACAGGGUUUCACAAAGGAUAUCACCCUCGAAGAGUCUGUCUGGAUGGGGUAUAUCAAAGACUAUGAAGGGGGAACGCUUAUGCAAUGCACCUUGCUUCCCCGAGUCAGGUACCUUGAAGCUGGCCGUAUGCUCCUUAAGCAGAAGGAGUGUGUCCAGGCCAAGAUACGUACCUUUAACACCAAUGAUGUUGUCCAUCAGCCACCUGAGCAGUGGGUUAACAGCCACGGUGACAUCGCCCCAAUCGAUCCACUCUCUAUCCCUGCUAUUCGUGCAACUGGCUGGUCUCUUGACAUGGACGAGUUAUCACGGAUGCUGCCACGCCGCGGGCCUUAUUUUAAGGAACUCCGGCAUUUUUUAACUCUUAUGCGAAAUCACAAAAGCGCCUGGCCCUUUGCUGACCCUGUUGACAAAGAUAAAGUCCCCGAUUAUUACAACAUUAUUAAAUCACCCAUGGAUCUGUCGACGAUGGAAGAACGAUUGGAGCAUGAUUACUACACUACUCCAAAGGUCCUUUUUGACGAUCUUAAGCUGAUUUUCAGUAAUUGCCGAACAUAUAAUAGUGAAUUCUCGAUAUUCGUUAAAUGUGCAAAGCAGCUGGAGAGGUACAUGCGGAAGAUCGUCAAGGAAAUUCCGGAGUGGCAGAAGUUUCUUGAAGAAUAG